AGAAAAUCGGUCACGGUCGUUUUCACCCGCCUUGACCUCUUCUAACGGUCCCGUUGAAGUCAGGUGCCGCUGUAUUCACAACUUCCGCAUACGUCACUUCCGUUUACUGCCCAUCAAACAUGGCGCUGAUAUUAAGGACGUUUGUUCGUCAGGGGGUCUUGCUCUCCAGACCACAGUGUGGGGUCCUCUACAGACAUGCAGCUCCAAUGGGAACCACAGCAAAGGAAGAGAUGAACAAAUUUUGGGACAAAAAUGCCAAAUUAAAUCGACCUGUUUCUCCCCAUCUGACUAUCUACAAGUGGUCUGUCCCAAUGGCGAUGUCCAUCACACACAGAGGAACUGGACUGGGACUCAGUGGAGCAAUCUCAGCCUUUGCGGUGGCAGCGCUGGUCUUACCGGAAAGUUAUCCAUACUACCUGGACUUGAUCCGUUCACUGUCGGUUGGCCCCUAUCUCAUUGGGCUGGCUAAAUUUGGCAUCGUUUUCCCUGUUUCCUAUCACACCUACAACGGCAUUCGGCACUUGCUUUGGGACAUCGGCAAAGGCUUCAAAAUCCCAGAGGUCUACCGCAGUGGCUACACAGUUAUUGGUCUGUCCAUCAUCACCACCGUAGCUUUGCUUUCGCUCUGAGCUCAAGAUGAGGCGAGAUGAGUAGAGAAAAUGGAGACGGGGGAGUUGAAGGGAAUAUGGACUGGGUGCACUGUGGGAUUUUUGUGUUUAUGUUCUCUUCUGGCGUACUGCAGGCCUCAUUUAAUCCAAAUAUUGAAUAAAGGAUUAUGUUGUGGUGUA
Messenger RNA from Betta splendens (Siamese fighting fish), 788 nucleotides. It is a transcript of the gene sdhc, whose product is annotated as succinate dehydrogenase complex, subunit C, integral membrane protein. NCBI's taxonomy places the organism in Eukaryota, Metazoa, Chordata, Actinopteri, Anabantiformes, Osphronemidae. The transcript has 6 exons. Gene Ontology annotation, biological process: tricarboxylic acid cycle; mitochondrial electron transport, succinate to ubiquinone. The coding region runs from base 120 to 629 and encodes 169 amino acids. Gene Ontology annotation, cellular component: membrane. Gene Ontology annotation, molecular function: succinate dehydrogenase activity; electron transfer activity. The record is from RefSeq and is a predicted model, not a curated record.